This is a messenger RNA of Onthophagus taurus, 2441 nucleotides long. RefSeq names its product ATP-dependent RNA helicase DHX33 (gene ath). The record is from RefSeq and is a predicted model, not a curated record. Gene Ontology annotation, cellular component: nucleolus; intracellular anatomical structure. Lineage: Eukaryota; Metazoa; Arthropoda; Insecta; Coleoptera; Scarabaeidae. Gene Ontology annotation, molecular function: double-stranded RNA binding; helicase activity; ATP binding. Gene Ontology annotation, biological process: positive regulation of transcription by RNA polymerase I.
AAAUACAAACUUGACAACUAAUAUCCGCACUCGCACAAUUUAUAACAAUUUAAAAAUGUGACUUAUUUCUGUAUGCAUGAUCCACAAAUUAAGUAGAUUAUUGGAUUAUCUCCCAUCCGAAUAAAAAUCCAAAUUCCAUCGGAACAUUUACAUUCCACGUGCGCGUUAAGGUUAGAAUUUGUGUGGAAAUUAUGACCUCAAAGUGCGAACAAUUAAAAACGAAAACGACUCCAACAAAAUUCACCAUGAAAUUAAAACCGGCACCGAUCUUGUUCAAUUCAAAAAAUGGACAAUCACCCGCGAAGAGAAUUAAAUUGGAUGAAAAUCUGCAACAACAGAAACCGAGCAAUGGUCAAAAUGGUAAAAUUCAAGUUAAUGUAGCUGAAGAGAGAAGAAAAUUACCAAUUUUUCAAUAUAGAAAUAAGUUAUUAGAUUUAAUUAGACGUUAUAAUACUUUAAUUAUAUUGGGGGAAACAGGAUGUGGAAAAACGACGCAGAUUCCUCAAUACAUAUACUCAGCUAGGUUACAUAGUAAUGGAAAAAUUGGAAUUACUCAACCUCGAAGGGUUGCGGCUGUUAGUGUUGCAACUAGAGUAGCACAAGAAAUGGGAAAUUAUUUAGGAGUUGGUGAAAUAGUUGGUUAUCGUGUAAGAUUUGAAGAUGUAACCUCAAAAAAAACAAAAAUUAAAUAUUUAACGGAUGGUAUGCUUUUAAGAGAGGCUGUUUUAGACUAUUUAUUAAUGGAUUACAACUUUAUCGUUUUGGAUGAAGCCCAUGAAAGAACGAUUCAUACAGAUGUACUCUUUGGAAUUGUUAAAAAAGCUCAAAAAAUUCGAGAAGAAAAGAAAUUAACCCCUUUAAAAAUUUUAGUGAUGUCAGCUACAAUGGAUGUUGAUCAUUUUUCGAAAUAUUUCAAUUCAAAAGUUGUUUAUUUAGAAGGAAGAACAUAUCCGGUUAAUAUUUUUUAUACAUUAAACCCUCAGGAAGAUUACCAAACGGCAUGUGUAGCAACUUUUUUUAAAAUCCAUCGACAAGCACCUGCUAACGAAGAUGUAUUAAUUUUUUUAACUGGUCAAGAAGAAAUUGAAGCUGUUUGCCAUCAAAUAAAAAUGUUAGCGAAAGAUCCUGAAGUAAACGGUCCCGCGGUUCGUGUUUUUCCACUUUACGCAGCACAACCAACAACUCAACAAACAGCCGUUUUUCAAAGUAUCCCAGAAAACGUUCGAAAAGUAAUUGUUAGCACAAAUGUUGCAGAAACUAGUAUUACAAUAACAGGGGUUAAACAUGUUAUUGAUAGUGGAAUGGUUAAAGUGCGAUCAUUUCACCCCACAACUGGUUUGGAUACAUUAAAGGUUCAAAGAAUUUCCCAAGAACAAGCCAGUCAAAGAACCGGUCGUGCUGGAAGAGUAUCUAAAGGAAAUUGUUACCGGAUUUACACAAAAUCGCAAUUUGAUUGUUUUCAAAAAACUACAAUCCCAGAAAUACAAAGAUCUAAUUUAUCAAUGGUUGCUUUAGAAUUAUUAUCGCUUAAUAUUCAUAUGAUUAAUUAUGAUUUUAUGGAUAAACCACCAAAAGACGCAACAUUAUCCGCUUUUGAACAAUUAAAAGUUUUAAAAGCAAUAGAAAGCGUAGAAAGUAAUAAAUUAACAGAAUUGGGUCAACAAAUGGCUUCUUUCCCUUUAGAUCCACGAUUUAGUAAAAUUUUAUUAACAGCGUCUAAUUAUGGAUGUUUAGAAGAAGCUUUAACAAUCGUUGCUAUUUUAAGUAGCGAAUCGAUUUUUAUUUCACCUCCAGCUAAAAGAGAAGAAGCAAACGCAGUUCGUGAAAGAUUUCAUUCAGCUUAUGGUGAUCAUAUAACUUAUUUAAACGCUUAUAGAGAAUAUACGGGUGUUAGUCAACAAAAUAAACGAAAUUGGUGCCAUCAACAUUAUAUUAAUUUAAGAAAUAUUACCUAUGCAAGAGAAGUAAGAAAUCAAUUAUUAGAAAUAUGCGAAAAAUUUAAUUUACCUUUAUCCUCAUGUGGUAGUAAUAUGGAUCAAAUAAGAAAAUGUUUAAUUUCGGGACUUUUUACAAAUGUGGCUGAGUUAACUCACGGAAAACAAUACGUCACUGUUGAUAAAAAACAAGCGGUUUCUAUUCAUCCAAGUUCUUGUUUGCACUCGCAAAAACCGCAUUGUGUUAUUUUUACGGAAGUUGUUCAAACCAGCAAAUGUUACCUUAGGAAUAUUACUACCAUUGAACCGGAUUGGUUACAAGAAAUCGUUCCUGAUUAUGUUCAAUCCCAUAACAUUAAAAUGUCUUAAGUUAUAAGAUUAGAAAAUAGAGAUUACUUAAAGGAAUUUUAUUUUUAAUGAAUUUUGAUGAUUAAUUCGCUUACCUGUUAAUGUUACAUUAGUUUUACUGACAUAUUUUUCUAUUUUUAAUAAAAAUUUAAAGACAAA